ACCAGCCCGAACCUGUACGAACCGAAACAAAAAACACUGCGCACGACCCACUGACCUCGAACCCAUGCUCCCACACCCUCCCACCUCCCUCCCGAUCCCAACAUCCCCGCCGGUGCUCCUCCUCCUUCCUCCCCUGCCCGUGCGCCGACCGGCCGCCCCACCCUACUCACGCGCCGCUGCCGACCGGCCACCCCACCCUACUCACGCGCCGCUGCCGACGGCCGCCCGCCCCACCCUACCCACGCGCUGCUGCCGUCGACCGACCGCCCCUCCCUACCCUUGCGCUGCCGCCGCCGGCCGCCCGUCCAUCCCUAUCCACGCGCUGUUGCCGCCAGCCUCCCGCCCCACCUUACCCACGCGUCGUCGCCAAUCUCCCCUUCUUACCACGCGCUGUCGUGAUGCUGCCGCGUCCGUCGCCGUCCUCUACCGCCCAGCCAGCCUCCUUCUUUCGCGCCGCAGGCAACCUUCCUCCGCCCCGCAGCCGCCCGCCAUCCCACGCCCCGCCGCCGCCCGGCCAUCCCGCGUCCCGCCGCCGCCCGGCCAUCCCGCGUCCCGCCGCCGCCCGGCCAUCCCGCGUCCCGCCGCCGCCCGAGCCUCCUGCCGGCUAUGCGCCCCGCCACUUCAGCGCGUAGGCCAAGAAGAGAAGCCGCCGCCCGAACCUAAACUGUACAUACCCAGGCCGUUCACAUCCGCCACGAGUGCCGGUUCAACGCCGCCCCGACAACCCACCGCACGUGGAGAACUACAAAAGAGUUCAACAAUUGGUGGUUCUUCAGGUCACUAUAGCGUGCAUUUUCAGUACAUCUUCCAGACUCUUGGACUUUCACAUGCUCUGCCUUCAUUCAUGUAGAUCUGCAACCCUAAUGUUGGUUUAGUGAACGCUCGAGCCACAACAGCUCCUAGGCCGUUCACCGUCAGCACCAUAGUCCGUUCACCGCCGACACCCAAGGCCGUUCACCGACGCAACGAUGAGGUCUGGCCAUCGUCACCCACGACCGUGCACUCACAUCUCUCCAGCUUAAAGUAGUGUCCUCUAGCUGCAGGACGCGUUCUCCUCCAGCUGCAGGCCAAUGCUAUGGUGCACAUUCAAGGCAGCAUGCAGACCACAGGUCGCAGCGCCGCCGUCGACCACAUGUGCGCAUGCGUGCGAUUAUUGCAUGUGUGCGUUAGGUAUGCAUCUCAAUGCCUCCGCCCUUCCUCUUUCCACGUAGCAUAUUCUGAAGAAAAAAAAUAGAUGCUUUCAACUAAAUAAAAAAAUGCGUCGCACAAGUUCAGGUACAACCGCUGCAGGACUUCAGAAAUCUGAACAAACAAAGCUCAAACCAAAAGCUAAUGUGCGUGUCAUGUCCAAACAAAGCUCAAGCUACAUGCACCAGGUUGCCCUUUUUUUUAUACAGUUCAAUAUCUAAAAUCCGUUCAGUUUAAUUAUUAUGCAUCGCCCUGGCAACACAUUGCGCAGCCACCGACCUCCUCUUGUUGGGUCACACCACCACCGGCCGGUCCACAAUGGUUGCUGGUAGCCGUCCAAGUUCAGAGCUGAUGGUAGUCCCCUGCAUGCGUCAACGACACUCUCACGGUUCUUGUUAGGACUCAGGGCAUGAGCUCGUCCAGCAGGGGUGCUGGCAGCCGUCCAAGUGGAGCGUUGACACCAGUACAAGUAGAAUCGCGGGUCAUGGCCACCAACUUCAUCAAGUGCUGCACAUCCGUCCAAGUCGAGCACGCUCUGGGAGAACACCAGCGCCUUUGCUUUGCACAUUGCUUGGUCAUGCAUGAUUGCUGAUGGAUGUAGCAAGCGUUUUAUUAGUUUGAUCUUCUGUAUUUUGUCUCAGUUUUCGUGGAUGCUAGCCGGCAAGUGACAUGAUUUUGGUUGCUUCUCUCUGUAGCAGAUUCCAUCCGCACAAAAAAUGCUACUUCGGUUUGUUCUAUGUAAAAAAUGAAUAAGGUUCAAUUCACAAAAAAUGUGGAUGUUUGCUUGGGAAAUUCUGCAGUACAUUUGAUUACACCAAGAUGUACAGAAUGACUAAUUCUUUAUUGUGUGCCUUCAGCACAAUUUAAAA
Messenger RNA from Triticum aestivum (bread wheat), 2057 nucleotides. Its product is annotated as extensin. The record is from RefSeq and is a predicted model, not a curated record. NCBI's taxonomy places the organism in Eukaryota, Viridiplantae, Streptophyta, Magnoliopsida, Poales, Poaceae. The transcript has 5 exons. Bases 65 to 850 code for a protein of 261 amino acids.